AACAGCGGGAAAACUGCUUCAGAGACUCGCGCUGACAAAACGACGCCAAACGUAGGUUUCCGUUUGUAAAACGAUUAACAAAGGUGUUUUCUUUUUAGUUGGCGUAGUAAAUUGAUAUUAGUGUAAAUAGUUUAAGUUUGUAUCGUUUCAUAGGCUGAAGUGAUUGACGAGUGUGUACGUGAGAUUGUCAGGUACCGCGUCGAUUCGAGGAGGCCCGUUUAAAUGGUUUUCAAAUACUUUUGCAAUUGACGGUAAGCUGUCACAAAUAUAUUUACUCUUGGUAAUCUCUGAUGGUCAGGCUACCACCAAAUAUUCAUUACACCGCAGGACUAUGGCCACAUCAGGGAGGAAACAGAACAAGAAGACCAAACACGCUGAUAACUCUGCAGAACUCAGCGCGUUUGACUUCAAGACAGACGAGGAAAAGAAAGUACUAAGUGGAUCUGACGAUGAUACAAGAGACGAAACUCCAAUCAUAGACAAACUGGCCAAGAAACGAGCUGCAGAUACAUUUGAUGAUGAUGACCUAAGUGUAGGUGUGGGAAAUGAGGUUCAGUCAAUGCUGGAAAGAUUUGGUGCGGACAUCAGCAAGGCCAUGCAGAGUAAAAGGAAGCGCUUGGAGGCUCUUACUAAAAACUCUUUAAAGGGUAGCACUCAGAAACUAGAGCAGAUGUGGAAAACCCAGCAGAAUCAGAGGCAGAAGCUGACUCAAGAGUAUUCCCAGCAGGUGUUCUCUGUACUUCAGCAAUGGGAGACCGAUGCUCAGAAAUCUGAGGAACAGGAGGAGAAACUGAACAAUUUGUUUCGCCAGCAGCAGAAGCUGCUCCAGCAGGCAAGGGUCGUGCAAAACCAAAAAAUUAAAACAAUCAAAGACCUGUAUGAACAGUUUGUCAAGAACAUGGAAGAGAUGGAAAAAGGCCAUGAAGCUUUCCUACAGGGCACUCAGCUGGAGCUUAAAAAGGAAAUGGCCCUGCUGCAGAAGAAGAUAAUGAUGGACACACAACAACAGGAGAUGGCCACUGUUCGGAAGUCCCUUCAUUCCAUGCUCUUCUGAAAAUGUUUUUCCAUUCUUAUGUUACCAUUACAUGUUACAGGUGUUGUGGAUGAUUUAAGCCGUUCAAAAUGUUAUCUGAUAUAUAUAUAUUUUUUUUAAGUUAAUAUGACUCAGCUAUCUCUAUACUGAGUUUCUUUUGCAUCAGUUUGUUAAUUUAAAUCAAUAAUUGUCCUGUUGUAUUAUAUACAUUUUUUAUUGAAGUAGAUGCUACUGUUUUCUCUUUUUCUUUUUUCAUUCUAAUGCAAAUUCCAGUUUCAACCUGAUGCUCCAAUCUAAGAAAUUCCCUAUUAUUACAGUUUAACCCUAAGAAAGGCAAUAAUAUAAAUAUACCCCAGAAAAUGUUUUUGUAUUUUUUCCAACACAUUACAACCCAAAUAAAAAAGUCCAUG
Molecule: messenger RNA, 1443 nt
Organism: Myxocyprinus asiaticus (Chinese sucker)
Lineage: Eukaryota; Metazoa; Chordata; Actinopteri; Cypriniformes; Catostomidae
Gene: sycp3
Product: synaptonemal complex protein 3
Exons: 10
Coding region: 332-1054 (240 amino acids)
Biological process (GO): spermatid development; meiotic cell cycle
Cellular component (GO): synaptonemal complex
Source: RefSeq, a predicted model, not a curated record